Molecule: messenger RNA, 1341 nt
Organism: Prunus avium (sweet cherry)
Lineage: Eukaryota; Viridiplantae; Streptophyta; Magnoliopsida; Rosales; Rosaceae
Gene: FIP2
Product: potassium channel tetramerization domain-containing protein / pentapeptide repeat-containing protein
Biological process (GO): protein homooligomerization
Molecular function (GO): protein binding
Source: RefSeq, a predicted model, not a curated record
UGAACUCCAAAUAGGCUGCAACGUUAAACCUAAAGCCAUAAUUUGGAAACCAAACAAAUAAACACAAGUUGAGAGCUUUGAAUUACUGGGACGGCCAUUUUCAACUCAUUUCCUCAUCGAAACCCUCAAAUCAAUGACGAAUGACUCUGAUUCAUCCUCUCUGAUUCGCCUCAACAUCGGAGGAAAGAAGUUUUGCACUACUAUUGAUACUUUGACUCAGCGUGAGCCGGAUUCCAUGCUGGCUGCUAUGUUCAGUGGUCGCCAUACUCUGUGUCAGGACCCCGAAAAGGGAUAUGUAUUUCUUGAUAGGGAUGGCAAACAUUUCCGUCACAUCCUUAAUUGGUUGAGGGAUGGUGUUGUUCCCACAUUAAAAGAUUCGAAAUAUACAGAAGUUCUUAGGGAGGCUGAAUACUAUCAACUUCUUGGGCUGAUAGAUGGAAUACAUGCUAUCCUAAAUAAGAAGAAGGAGGAUGAAGAGUUAGAUACAGAAUUAACACGUACUGAUAUCAUCAAGUGUAUACAGUCUGAGAGAGUCAGGUUUCGAGGUGUCAAUCUUUCUGGCCUUGACCUUUCAAAAUUGGACCUGUCAUUUGUCGACUUCAGCUAUGCGUGUCUGAGAAAUGUCUUUUUCUCACGUGCAAACCUUCAUUGUGCUAAGUUCAAGGAUGUGGAUGCUGAGGGUGCCAUUUUUCUCAAUGCAACUUUGCGGGAAUGUGAAUUUACUGGGGCAAAUCUCCGUGGAGCUUUGUUGGCUGGAGCUAAUCUUCAGAGUGCAAAUCUACAAGAUGCAUGCUUGAUUAAUUCUAGCUUUUGCCAGGCAGACCUGCGUUCUGCACACCUACAGAAUGCUGAUCUUACAGAUGCCAAUUUAGAGGGAGCUAUUCUGGAAGGAGCAAAUUUGAAGGGUGCCAAGUUGAGCAAUACCAAUUUGAAGGAUGCAAACCUUCAACGAGCUUAUUUACGGCAAGUGAAUCUUCGAGAUACGCAUUUGGAAGGUGCAAAGCUUUUCGGUGCCAAUUUAAACGGAGCAAUGAGAUGACACUGAGUGUUGCUAUUGUAGAUCCUGUGGAGGUUUGUAAUUCUGUUUGUGUAUAACCCGUCUGCCAAGAUUCCCAUUGUCCAAUUUCUGGGUUGAGGCAACCACCCUAGUAAUCAAAUGAUGUGGUUUGUACAUAAAUCUUAUACCCAAAUUCAAUUCAUUUGGUGAUAAAUGUCUAGUAGUUGAUAAAGAUGAAAGGGUAAAUUAUGACAACGGUCACUGAAUCUGUACCCGAUCUUCACUUUCGUCCUACAAUACAGUUCUUGGAAUUUAACUGUGGUCCUCGUACUUUUACGUGUGCA